Molecule: messenger RNA, 3540 nt
Organism: Psilocybe cubensis
Lineage: Eukaryota; Fungi; Basidiomycota; Agaricomycetes; Agaricales; Agrocybaceae
Exons: 18
Coding region: 1-3540 (1179 amino acids)
Cellular component (GO): nucleus
Molecular function (GO): chromatin binding; methyltransferase activity
Source: RefSeq, a predicted model, not a curated record
AUGCCGCCUCGUCGACGGCCUACAGCGUUUGAAGUCUCUUUUCCUGGGGAAAAGGAGGACGAGGAAGCUAAGCGCCACAAGCUUCCAAAAGACGCAUACUACAAGGCUCUGAAGGACCCGAUUAAAGAGACCAUGACGUUGGUCAUCACUGGAGAAGACCCCAGCGAUGGCGACGACGACAAGCCCAUUCGGGAACUGCACGAGUUCACGAUCUUUGACCCGAGCCGUAGAAACGAGCUGGUCACUUUGGAGGCAUUGGAGCAGGACGAUGGUAUCGACCGGGCUUUUGAAGCUGCUGGGUAUGUGAAACCCCAUUACCUGAGUGAAGAAGAUGAGGGGCAGGAGGAAGAGCAGGAGGAGCCUCAGUAUGUCCAUUUGGGCGCUAUAAUGAGGUACACGGUGGAUUACUCGCAGGAAUCCGAGGCGCUAAAACGUCCCAACGAAGAUUUCAAGUCGUUUUUGGAUCGAUUGACGAAACGAGUCGAUAUGUUCGGCCGGACAUAUGUUCAAGAGCAUAUUUGGGAUAAUCUUGUGGACAUCAAUGAAAUUAUACGAGAGUCUGAACACGCAAAGAAAAUCAUGGCCGUCCCAUUUGUUAAGACUAUUCUUCAAAGAGCGCCUCAGAGUAUCGAACCACAACGGAUUCCGAGAAACACUCGCCCCUUGGUCAGAAAGCAGCCGAAGAACCUAAUAGGAAAUCCCGACAUAUCUGUUCUCAAGAGCGAAAAUCAAAACACCACAUGUGUGACACCGAGGAUUGCAAAACUCGCAAAGGGACUGUUCCGCGAAGAAAUGAUGGUUCUUGGGCCGCCGCCUCCACCAGUCAACAAGGCUGAGGUUGAGGCUCUCAAAAAUAAAGCUGCGCACAAUUUACGGCAACUCAUCAGUAGGGCAAAGGCGGGCAACAAGAAGAUCACGUAUCGCAAGGAUGAUCGCAUUAAAGUGGGUGGUGAUUACUAUAGCUCAAUCACAAUUGAGGGGGUAGAAUAUAAGAUGGGUGAUGUUGUUUUGUUCCCGAUUAAACUUGCUGGCGAUGAAGUCAGGCUAAAAGCGGUUCAACCCGAUAAGAGCUCUCGUGUUGACCAUUUCUUUUGGUUUGCGAAAAUUAUCUAUAUCAUGGCUGAAAGCCACCAAGUGCAUGUACAGUGGUUCAAUCACGGUUCACAAACAAUUCUGAAUGAGUUAGCACACCCACAAGAGCUGUUUCUGAGUGAUCUGUGCGGUCAUGACACGGUUAACCACAUUGUAGCGAAGGUUACAGUUCAUUACUUGCCGAACGAGGUUGAUCCAAAGGUGAAAGCAGGCGAAUAUUUUUGCAAAUUCUCGCAUGACAUCAAAACAGGCGUUUUUGCAGAUCUGGAUACCAAACGCAUUGAACUGUGUAACAGCCAGCGGCCACCGGAUAACUGCCCUGUAUGCCCUCUCCUUGAAGAAAUUGAUAUGCAAAAAACGGUCAUGCCUCUGAAGGACAACGCAGGGAAUAUCAACGGGCUUGCUUUCGCUGGUGUAUCGUACCACCUUGAAGAUUUUGUCUUGUAUCGUGCCGAAAAAGGACCUGCCAACAUCGGCUACAUUACGCAGAUCGUAUUUCCAUCUCGCAUGCGGGACACAGCAAAAGUCACCAUGAGGAAGGUUGGUCGUAUAUCCGACCUUGAUGACGAAGUUUUACCUGAAGGGGUUUUGAGAGACGAGAGACACUUAUUCAUAACUGAUGAGACAGUUAAAGUAGACGUAUCAGAGGACUCUGCGUUGCUGCAAGUCAUUUAUGUACCUUGCAGUGAAUCAUUCGAGGACCCCAGUGCAAAUUUGGAAGACUGGCUCGAACUCUCAUACGAUCACUUUUACGUGCUUUAUUCAUUCCCUCGCCUCGCUGUCAAACAUUGGGACGAAAGGAAGAAAACGCGAUGGCAAAGGCACGAAGUAUGCAGUCAAUGCUGCAAGGAGAUUCUUGAGAAGCGCAAAGGAAUAUAUAAAUUCCUUAAGCAAACGAAGCCCUUGGCCACAUUAGAUCUGUUUGGGGGUGUCGGUGCACUCAGUCGAGGCCUAGCUGAUGGAAGUGGAUGUCUUAAGGUUACUCAUGCCGUUGAGAUUGCGCCGAGCGCAGCCAGGACAUUUGCGAUCAAUUCUCCAGAAACAACAGUGUACAAUCAAUGCGCCAAUGAAAUACUCCGCUAUGCUGUGAAAUCACAAUUGAAACAUGAUAUAGAAAUUCCAAAGCAAAUAUAUGACAAUAAGACUCCCAUUUCAGCUCCACCGAAACCUGGAGACAUCAAAGUCAUUACGGCAGGUUUCCCCUGCCAGAGUCAUUCGACGUUGAAUAUCUACAAGAACGCAGAUGACCCAAAAAGCAAUUUAAUUCUAACCACACUUUCUUAUCUUGAUUACUACUCACCGGACUUUGCAUAUUUUGAAAAUGUCCCGGGAUUUUUGCGAUUCUCUUUGAGGGCGACCCAUGAAAAUGAAUAUGGAUUAUCUGGGGAUGUGGAUAUGGGUGGAGUAAAGCUCCUCCUUCGAUCGCUGAUUGACAUGCAUUAUCAGUUCCAAUUUGCAUUAUUGCAAGCUGCACACUACGGAACUCCACAGCGAAGGGUUCGCUUCUUCCUGGUCGCUGCCAAAACUGGGCAGGUGCUUCCUGCAAUACCACAACCAACACAUGACUUUCCGGACUCAACCAGCCUCAGCAUCAAAUUUGCUGAUAAGCUAGAUGUCAUUGCACCUAUUAGAAUGGCACAUGGAACAGCGCGCAAUCGGUGUGUAACCAUAAAAGAUGCCAUUGGCGAUUUGCCUAGGUUUGACUGGUUGCGUAACUUGAAACAUCCAUCACCCGAUACGGAAGAUAAAAAAAGGAAAGAUGCAAGGCGAAGACGCGCGCGUGAAGUUGCUGCUGUGGAUUGCAACGUCAAGGACACAUAUUCUGGGUUCUCGGGAAAAAUUGGAUACCAUAUCGAUCCUAAGACGAGAUAUCAAAAGCAGGCCCGUCUCAAGGAAACAAUUGAUAUACAGCAUUAUACACGGUGCUUAUUGCCAAGAAAGGUGGAACGGGUACUGUGUAUCCCCUUGAAAGCUGGAGCAGAUUAUAUGAGUUUACCAGCCGAUAGAUAUGAAUGGCAAAUUGCAGAUCCUACAUCGUCUGUGGGUAGACGGAAUUAUAUUCGAGGUCUGUAUGGGCGCCUUGAUCAAAACAAGGUCUUCCCCACCACUGUUACAAAUGUCGACCCAACGGCAAAGCAAUGUCAAGUUUUAAAUCCUUGGUGCCAUAGGAUGGUUACCGUCCGAGAAUUGGCAAGGUCCCAAGGAUUUCCGGACAGUUUCGUGUUUAAAACAAUUGGAAAGUUGAAUGUAGUGACUAUCCAUCGACAGAUUGGAAACGCGGUUCCUUUGCCUCUUGCGCACGCACUUGGGAGGGAACUUCGCGAAUCGCUAUUCAAUCUGUGGAAUAGAAAACGAGAAGAUGCCAUCGUCAUUGAGGAUGAUGAACUUGCUCGAGGAGUAGAACAUCAGCAUUUAGCGAAUGAUAGUGACGACGAUAUGUAUGUUUAG